AUGUUUCAGCAACAACAACAACCCCGACCGAACCGUGGCCGUGGUGGUGGUGGUCGAUCGAACCAAUCGACCCGACCCAAGACGACCCAUACCGCUGGUCAACCUUCCACCUCGACUUCUUCUCCAUCCGCCACACCUCAGCCUCAACAAGACCGGACCGAAGUAGCACCUACCGUAUCGACCCACCUCUCCACCGUACCCUUUGCCAGCCUGAGCGAUCGUGUCGACCCCAGAUUACUCUCCGCCAUCCCUUUCCCGCUGAUGAGCGAGGUCCAGGCGGCGACCCUCGGUCCAGCUCUGACCGGUGCAGACUUGCUCGCUAGGGCCAAGACGGGGACGGGCAAGACGAUCGCCUUCCUCUUACCCACGCUCAAUAGGAUCCUGGCUCAAGAGCCGAGGGCGGGGCAAGAUAAGAUCAGUUGUCUGAUCAUGUCCCCAACACGGGAACUGGCAUUACAGAUCGAAAAGGAGACGGAGAUGUUGCUCAAGAACGUCAACUCUGGUGGUAGCGGGAGCGUAGUCGGGGUACAACACGUCGUCGGUGGUACCAACAUGAAGGCGGAACACAAACGAUUGACCUCGCAGCGCUGCGACAUCUUGAUCGCUACCCCAGGCAGACUAUUGGACCACCUGACGAACAGUUCCGGGGUAUCCGGCAAGUUUAGCCAUUUGCAAGCUUAUAUCUUGGACGAAGCGGAUAGGAUGCUAGACAUGGGUUUCAGGCAAGAGCUCGCCAAGAUCAGCAAAUUCCUGCCGAACAGGGCGCAGGUCCCGCGUCAGGCGUUGCUUUUCAGUGCGACCAUCCCCGAGGGGGUCAGGGAGGUUGCCGAUCUCGACAAGAACGCCGUCUACGUCAACACCGUCAGCGAGGAGGAAGACAACACCCACGCUCAUGUAGCUCAGAAAUCGGUCAUCGCCCCCAAAUCGGCAGACAUCUACCCGACGACCUUGGCUCUCCUAUUACAGGAACUCGAGAGGGCCCCUACGACGGCCAAGGUGAUCGUCUUUGCCCCGACCGCCAGAGCUGCCGGACUAGCCGCCGAACUCUUUCGCAGCUCGGCGGUCCUCGCUCUCUUACAGGACAAUAACGGGUCGUUCUCCAUCGGAGAGGUCCAUUCGAGGAAAUCACAAGCGCAGCGCGUCAAGGCCACCAAAGAGUUUGCCGAGGCCCGACGGGGGAUCCUCUUUUCCUCGGACGUCGCUGCACGGGGGAUCGAUUUCCCCGGCGUAACCGCGGUCUUCCAGACAGGGCUCCCUGCGAGUUCGGACCAAUACGUCCAUAGGAUCGGUCGGACGGGCCGGGCGGGCGCAGAGGGACACAGUAUCAUCGUGCUCGCCAGCUGGGAAUCCUAUUUCCUGAACGGCAAGGAUAUGAGAGAACUGCCUAUCACGCCUUAUGAUCAACUCCCCAAAGAACUCUUGGAUCGAUGCAGGACCGCCGUCACCCGGGGCUUGUUGGACGACGUCACCGACGAGAGCAAGGCGCAGGCUUACCAGGCCUCGUUGGGGUACUACAAGAGCGAACUGAGGAGCCUGAGGUGGAACGUCGAUCAGCUCGUACAUCACAUGAACGAGUAUGCGAGCGAGGCUUUGUUGUACGCUGGAGGUGGUCCAGGUGCGAUGUCGCCGCCCUUGUUGGCAAAGACGGUCGGAAAGAUGGGUUUGAAGGGGACGAAAGGGUUGAACAUCGUCAAAGAGCUGCCAGGUGCCGGUGGUGCUACCGGCGGUCGAGGAGGACAAGGUCACGGUCAGGGGAGAGGAGGCGCCUCGGGCCGAGGAGGUGGACAGGCGAGAGCACCUCGGAACGCUCCUCCCGCGCCGCCCAUCCCGCAGGGUCACGUCCCCGGACAACAACCCGGUCGAGGUCGAGGUCGAGGUAACGCCAGGGCUCGGGGAGGCGGUGCCGGCUUCGGAGCUGGUAGAACUGUUGGUACGAACGGUGGAGGAUGGGGCGAUGCGGGUGCUUUGGCCGGAAGUGGGGGAGCGAGCCGUGGAUGGGGAAGCGUCUCCGUGAACAACUGGGCAUAG
Molecule: messenger RNA, 2028 nt
Organism: Filobasidium floriforme
Lineage: Eukaryota; Fungi; Basidiomycota; Tremellomycetes; Filobasidiales; Filobasidiaceae
Product: P-loop containing nucleoside triphosphate hydrolase protein
Exons: 1
Coding region: 1-2028 (675 amino acids)
Cellular component (GO): mitochondrion
Molecular function (GO): ATP binding; nucleic acid binding
Source: RefSeq, a predicted model, not a curated record